GGCUCGGCUCACCUCGUCGGGGGCAAGAGUACACGCAGUUCUUCCACACAUUUUACGGCUGAAGCGGAACUUUUCAGGCACCUGAGGCACAAUUUAAAUUAUGAACGUACAGAGAGGACUUGUCUGGGCAAAGGCUGAAGAGCGAGCGCGCAUGUGACAGUUGACAUACAGCGGCACUUCCCUCCUCCCCCAGUGUGUCGGAUCCAAGAUGGCGGCCAGCCUGAGAAAAAUAUUCAAAACACAAACAAAAAUAAGAUAUUCAAAUAUACCAAAUGAGUUCACUUAACUAAGAAAUGGUUAUUUCGAAAUGUAGUGCACCCGUGAACGCAGCAACAACACAGUGUGCAAUUGAGGCCCCGUAUUCUAAAGUUAUACAGCAGGUGUCAAAAGUUAAAAUGCAGAAUUCAAAGGGUAAUGUAUUCCAUGGCUUCAAUUAACGUUAGCAUGACCUCCAGUAGGGAUUCGAGCAUUUUCAAUGACACGAGCAUGAUAAGCAAACGCAACAGUCUGCUGACACUGUAUGACAUGGUAUGAACAUGUCAAAAUAUACAACGUUGUAUGUGUGCUUUAAGGUUUUGUAACCUCGGCGUCUACAGAAAACGUUGAAAACGCUCUCACUGUCCGGUUAGCAUCAGGAGCUAUCCUGGGGUUGCCGUGGUAACGAUAAACAGGUCGAGAGUCAGGCGCACCUUGAGUUCCUCUGGUGAAACUCCACGGGCACCAGAGUUAAUACACCUGUGGAACUUAGCAGGUAAGAGGAACAAACAAUAAACCAAGAUGGGGAAGUCGUGCUUACAUUAGGACAGACUUGCUGUAACGUAUAGUAGCCAGUUCCAGUAGAGGAGACAGUGUUUGAGAAGGCUGUGGUUUAUUUUGCACAGUAUGUGAUUCUAGUUAAACUUUGUAAGUCAACCUGUGGUGGCUUUAGCAACAUUUUAUAAAUAUUUUGUGUGUUCUGUGCACAGGCUGAUGUGAUUUCAGUGUAUAACGUUAAUGGUAUUUUGGUUGUUGGCAUCUGUUCAACAGGUGACUGAAGGAAAUCAGAGUGAGUAUCACACCCUGCCUGGGGUACAGGUGUAGCCAAGCUGUCUUCUGCACAGCAAUUUGACCCACUUCAUAGUCCACUGCUCUUGGGGACAGGCUAAUCUUCAAGUCACCAAGAUGUGUCACACCUGCUAUUGUUUAUAGAGUUUUAAUCAUUGUAUAAGUACACAUUAUUGUGCAACGUUUGUGCAUACAUUUAUGAUUGUGGUAAUUUAAGACUUAGACUGUCCCCUGCAGAAGUUUGUGCCUGACCAAACCAUGAAGCAGAGCAAGAGGAAAGGUUCCCCUGGAGAAUGAUACCUGAUGAAUAUGGAGGCCACCAGGUCCAGACAGUCUGUCCACCUGGGCCAGGAGGGACACCAAGCUACUGACAGACGCCGUACACAAUGCCCAGACAGAGGGGAAACAGAAGGUCAGGCUAAGGAUCAGAAGGUCACAGCUAUGGUUCGGCAAUGUAACCUAGGCAAAAGCCCACAAACGACUACAACUCCUGAGGGCAAAGUUCACCGCAGUCUUGUUAGCCUACCUGUUCUUAACCCAGAGAGACUGAGGGUAGCCAAAGCAUUGGCAGACAAAGCUGUCAAGAUGCAUAAGGUAUUCUCUAUCCAGGGCCCUUACCCUGUCAUCAGAGCAGCAUUGAGGGCCAGAGGCUGGGUUGAGCAGCGUGUGCACAGCCCAAACCAACAUGCUCACCGGCGUUACAGCAAUGAGGGCAGAGCCAGCUCCAAUGGUGCUGGUGACAGUGAUGACGAUGACGACAAUUUCGAUAAAGAGCUGGACCCAGAUGGACUGCAUGAUCUCAUGUCUCACCUGGUGCAGAAUGAAAUGGUUUAUUUCUAUUGGACAAAUCGGAGGAACGCCAUCAACACCAACACCUUGCACAAAGAACAGAUUACCAAUCAUUUCGCAAAAGCAGGCAGCUUCACUACGAAGGUGGGGUUGUGUGUGAACCUGAGGAACCUGCACUGGUUUGAUUCAGCUGACCCAGACUCCUUCUUCCCCCGCUGUUACAGACUAGGAGCACAGGAUGAGAAGCAUGCUUUCAUUGAGGACUACAGGAGGACAGCCUGCACCAGUCUUUUGAAGUACAUUGUGGCGAGGGAGCGGGGUGUUCACGGACAGGCAACAAGCCGCAGUUUUAUGAAUAAGAGAAACCGAAGCAAACGGCGAACUAGACCAGUGGUCCUUUCCCAAAUGAUUGACAACGCACUCAAAGUAUGCCAGGAGUUCUUGGAGAGUCGAGAGCAUAGUGACAUAGACAUAAGCUUGGAAACAUCACAAACUCUUACACAAGAGGAGUGGGCAGAGUUCAUUGACAGUUACCACCUUGUUGUUCAUGGAGGUGCAGAGAUUGAGAACAGUGAUCGCUUUGUGAGCUGCUGUGAAGCCAUGCUACAGAGGCUAGUGGAGGUCAGUCCACAGCUGGACAUUGAUGGCAUACACAACAUCUGGAUCAUCAAACCUGGAGCUAUGUCCAGGGGCAGAGGUAUCAAAUGCACCAAGCAUCUGGAUCAGAUCCUCGGACUUGUGGACCGUGAUCCAACUCUGAUCAAGGAGAGCAAGUGGGUGGUGCAGAAAUACCUAGAGCGCCCCUUGCUGAUCCACGGCACCAAAUUUGAUGUUCGCCAGUGGUUCCUGGUCACCGACUGGAACCCCCUGACUGUUUGGUUCUAUAAGAAGUGCUACUUGCGCUUUUCUACGCAGCCCUACUCACUAGAUACACUGGACAGCUCUGUCCACCUGUGUAAUAACUCCAUCCAGAAGCACCUGAGGCCCUCCCGACAACGCCAUCGAGGCAUCCCAGCAGACAACAUGUGGUCGGAUGACCAGUUCAAGACCUAUCUGUCCAAGCAGGGCCGGGAAGCUCAGUGGCAGAGUGUGGUGGUCCCGGGGAUGAAGAAGGCUGUGAUCCACGCAUUACAGACGAGUCAAGAUCUGAUGGAGUCACGCAAAAACACAUUUGAGCUCUAUGGCGCCGACUUCAUGUUAGGUUGUAACCUGCAUCCAUGGCUGAUAGAAAUCAAUGCCAGUCCCACUAUGGCUCCCUCCACCCCUGUGACAGCCCACCUCUGCACUGCUGUGCAGGAAGACACAUUACGAGUCGUCCUGGACCGCAGAUCAGACCGCACCGCAAACACUGGAGACUUUCAGCUUAUAUAUAGGCAGGCAGCAGUAGAGGUGCCACAGUAUGUAGGAGUUCACCUGCUUGUUGAGGGCUUCAAGAUCAAAUGCCCCUGCCCACUUCCUCCACUGAGGACUUCCAGCCAUUCAGCACCAAAACACCGGGGCCCCGUCAGGAAGAAGGAUCCUGCUGCAGAUAAUGUAAAACUUCUGCCUAAGAUGUUCUUGAAGAGUGCAGAGACGCAGCUGAAAAAUGCCAGCAGUGCGGUUCUGCCCCCUCCUCUUCUUCCUCCUGAGCCGCCUGUGCUGGUCCUGCUGAAACCUUCACUCUUCACCUGCCAAGGACCAUGAAGUCUAUCCACCUGCCCUUAAGUACACAGUCUCACUCUAUGUUUUUGUGGAAGAGGAAUUAAGAGACUGCCUAGACAAAGUCCAACCAUGUACCAUAGAGUAGCACCAAAGUCCUACUUUGCCUCUGGAGAUUACUGUUCCAAAACAGUCCAGACCAGCACCCACCAGCACCAUGAGAUCCUGAAAGACUUUUUAGAAGAAGGUUUGCUGACUAAAUUAUUGACAUGCUUGUUCGGUUUGAAUUUUCUUUUUUCAGGGUUUUUUGGCCUACUUCGUAAUAA
Chelmon rostratus (copperband butterflyfish) is the source of this 3797-nucleotide messenger RNA. Its product is annotated as tubulin monoglycylase TTLL3-like. Lineage: Eukaryota; Metazoa; Chordata; Actinopteri; Chaetodontiformes; Chaetodontidae. Gene Ontology annotation, cellular component: cilium. The transcript is spliced from 15 exons. Bases 1348 to 3516 code for a protein of 722 amino acids. Gene Ontology annotation, biological process: protein polyglycylation; cilium assembly; cilium movement. The record is from RefSeq and is a predicted model, not a curated record. Gene Ontology annotation, molecular function: protein-glycine ligase activity, initiating.